UUAGAUGUACUUUGUCCCAUUUACAUGUUAUUUAUUUAGAUUUGCCCGUUUGAUGCAGUUAUAGUAUAUAACAUUCAUUCUCCGGUUUAAACACAGCGGCCGUUCUCUCCUUUCAAAUAACCUCGCCCCCCUUUUUUUCAAACACAGCCGCACUGCGCAUGCGCAGAGCCGUGACGCGUCGACAAAGUGUCAAACAGAAGGAUGCAAAAAAGAAAAAGAGAGAAACUCUCCAGAUAAACUUCGCAAGCUGUUGAAUAGCGGUCCGCUGCGGUGGUUCGGAUAGCCGGUGCCCCUGGAAGCCGCUGUAGAAAGGGACUUUUACCAGUAAACGCUCCUCUUCGGUUGGAAUUUUGGAAAUCGGUUCAACACACUUCCGAACGGGCGACAUUGACCGUCGAGCUAACUUAGUUAGCGACCGUUAAGCUAACCGCAGUCGGUAACGUCAACGCAGUGCAGGCUGAGCGUAGCAUGGCGACCGGCUUAGCUAGCGCUAACAUGUAGGCUGGCCGGCGGGGGGCUGCAGCGGACACGUCGGACACACACUCGGGCUCGUCUCCUCGUUCGUCUCUCUUUUCCUCGGCGCUCAAGCGCAGUCGUUUCCAGCCGGGUAGCUGGCAGAAAGUCACCCCAGGGCGCAGGGGACAUGUCUCGGAGGCGGCUGGACAGUCGCAGCGGGCUCGCCGCGGGGCUGCUCGGGGAAAUACACACCCCGAUCAGCACGGAGCCGAUGGAGAGUGUGUACGACAUCGUCGGAGAGCUCGGGAGGGGGAAGUUCGCUGUGGUAAGGCGCUGCGUGGAGAAGGCCACGGGGAAGGUGUUCGCCGCCAAGUUCCUACGGAAGCGGAGGCGAGGCCGCGACUGCCGGGCAGAGGUCAUUCACGAGAUGGCCGUGCUGGAGACGGCCCGCAACAACGCCCGCGUGGUCAACCUGCACUCGGCGUACGAGACGGAUCACGACAUCGUCUUACUGCUGGAGUAUGCUGCUGGGGGAGAGAUAUUUGACCACUGCGUGUCUGAUGAGCUGCUGCCGGAGGCCCAGAUCACCCGUCUGAUCAGGCAGACGCUGGAGGGAGUCCACCAUCUGCACCAGAGCAACCUGGUGCACCUGGACCUGAAGCCCCAGAACAUCCUCCUGACCAGCCUGUCUCCUCCGGGAGACAUCAAGAUCGUGGACUUCGGCUUGGCUCGCCGACUGGGUGCGGCUGGAGAGCUCAGAGAGAUACUUGGCACUCCGGAGUAUGUGGCUCCUGAGAUCCUGAAUUAUGAGCCAAUCACGACAGCCACCGACCUGUGGAGUGUGGGUGUCAUCGCCUACAUGCUGGUGACGGGCGAGUCUCCGUUUGCUGGAGACGACAAGCAGGAGACGUACCUGAACGUGUCCCAGGUCAACGUGGACUACAGCAGGGAGGCCUUCUCCAGGGUGUCUGAGCUGGCCGUGGACUUUGUCCGCAAGCUGCUGGUCAAAACGCCAGAGGACCGGCCCAGCGCUGCUGAGUGCAUGAGUCACCCCUGGCUGUGGCAGCUCUGUCUGAGCCCCGAGCCGCCCCCCGCCACCCGCACCCCCCGCGAGAGGAGCUCCGGCACAAAGUGGGCUGCCCCACCCGAGGACCCCGAAGACAAGGAGAACUUCCUGGAGUCGCCCCACUCGCACGCCAAAAAGUCCCGCUUCGACGAGGAAAGGCCCGCCGCUGGAGACGGCGACUUUUGAAGAAGGGAAAAGGCAAAAGGAACACUGGGAGGGAAGUGUGAGGUCGGGGGGGCGCUUCUCCCCCGUGAGCUUUUAACUUAUUUUUUUAAACACCUCCAGAAAACCAGCCUGCACCACUCAAAAUCUGUAAUAUUUUACUAAUUUACUAAGUUCCAAGAUCAGACCAAAGAUAACCAGCUACAUUUUUUGAGUUAUCGCCAUCUCAAAGACUGCAGCACGUCUCAAGGAAUGCUGUGUGUUUAACCUGAAGUAUUUCAUUCCUCUCAUCGUGGAAGUCCCUGGUACUUUAUCUCCGUUAAUUAAUGAACUACGGUGGAGUAUAACUGGGGGAAUCUAUGCAAUCCCUUUCUUGUGCAUUUUGAAAUCGCUCCUCUUCACGUUGAAAGCGCUCUGCCUUCAGGCCGGAAGUGAAGUGUUCGAUGUGUGUGUGCGACGUGUUGAAGACAACUCUGGGCUCUCACUAUUCGGGUGACGGUUCAUAAAAACACGUCGUGUCGUAGUUCACAUCCAAGCAGCACACAACUUCUUACCCGUAAAGGAUCCGACUCGUUAGCGUCGAGAACCUUCCACUUUAACACCAGCAACAAAUCAUUGCCGCAUCUUUCUAUAGCGAGAAAAAUAAACCACGCACGCACUUACCCCAUGAUUUCCUCAGUGAGCUGCAGCUUCCUCUUUGUCCGCUGGAAGAAGAGAAGCUCCGCUCCAGCACUUACUCCAUACGUUGAAGUUGUGUAUGUUUGCGUGUCUUUCAGAGGUUCUGCGCCCUAAAGCCAUUCGGUGUCCUUUCAGUCACAUCUCAGGGCAUGCUGCUCGCUCUCUGCUCACUUUGUGUUCCAUUCUUAACGUUAUUCUUACAGGCUUUUUGUUAUUAUUAUUUAUGUGCUGGACCUUGUGUGUGUGUGUAAAUAAUAUGUCUUAUGAGGAAGUGCUGAUUGUGGUGGGAGACGGUGAUUACGGUGUUAUUUAAAACCAGCUGUUUUGGUCACAGUGUGAUGAAUAAUAAGUCGAAACGUCGGACUGCAGUGGAUUGAGAAGAGGGAAGAAGGAUGAGAUCGUCGUGGUACUGGGAAGUAAAGUCCGGUGGAAGAGGAGGAUUAAAUACAGGGGAUUUGUCCUGGAGGAAGUGUUGAUAUGUGUGUGCAUGGGAAGCGGUCCGAGGGACCAGGAAGUGGGAACGGUGGUUUCAGCGUUGUUUUAGAGUCGGAUGUGAUGGAAUAACUGCAUAAUGUGAAAAUACAAGGUGCUAUCGAUUGACAGGAUCUACCAACCUUUGUUCACUUGAAUGAUGGAAAAAAAAGGGAUUGCUCUUAACUUCCAGUGAAACGUUCCUGUUUGUUCCGAGGUGUCGCGCAUCGUCCCACCACUUUGUGUUUUUGUGUCCUUGUUGUUGUACAAUGGCGUCUGUGUGGCAGCAGGGCGCCUCCAGCCACGGCCAUGCUCUCAUCUCUAUGCUGUCAGCCUCAAACUGGAACAACACACUGUAAAAAGAUGUAUUCAUCUCAACAGGUCAUUUAUUAUCAGAGUUCUAUUAGAAGCCACUGGAGAUUAUGGGACUCGGUUAGUCCAAGCAGCUGGAAAGAACAUCUGUGUGCGAGUCGGGGGGAUUGUGAUCUCGCUUCUCUAAAAGGAAAUAAGGAUUUUCACAACUACUCUUUCUGAAACAUCGAACGGGUAUAAUCUCUUCAUACAGGAAGUUGUUUCUGGUUUCUCUCCAGCUCAGUUGUACAGAAACAAGUGUUGGUUCCUCUUUCCUGUCGUGUGUCUAAACCAGUUGAGACAUUUGAGUGAGAACACGGACGGGUUUUUCCGUGCGGUGAUGUCAGGGAUCUCUCUGCAGGCACAAAGCGCCUCGUGUUUGCCCCCCCCGUCUCGACUUGAACAUGACCUAUAUGCUGUGGUGUUGUAGUUGUACCAUGUCCGUUCCAGCGGUGUGUGUGUGUGCAUUGCUCAUUGGCUGGGGCAGGCGCUGCAGUCGGGCCUUUCUGCUCGACGCGGAGCGGUGCAGAGACAAAGGAAAGGAGCAGAAGUUUCAGAUGUAUGUUUAUUUUGUGUUUUAUAUUAUUUCCUUUAUUUUAUUUGUCAGCAUUCUGAUUGCAUUUGAAAUGACUAAAACAAAGACAUAAUCCUAAUUGUAUUCUGAUCAAUUGCAGGCUAAUAUGUAGACAUCAGCAGACGGAAAACGCUCAUUAAAGGUUGUAGAAAAUA
Gasterosteus aculeatus aculeatus (three-spined stickleback) is the source of this 3913-nucleotide messenger RNA. It is a transcript of the gene stk17b, whose product is annotated as serine/threonine kinase 17b (apoptosis-inducing). Gene Ontology annotation, biological process: positive regulation of apoptotic process; protein phosphorylation; intracellular signal transduction. Lineage: Eukaryota; Metazoa; Chordata; Actinopteri; Perciformes; Gasterosteidae. Gene Ontology annotation, cellular component: nucleus. The record is from RefSeq and is a predicted model, not a curated record. Gene Ontology annotation, molecular function: ATP binding; protein serine/threonine kinase activity.